Messenger RNA from Danio rerio (zebrafish), 2708 nucleotides. The record is from RefSeq and is a predicted model, not a curated record. Lineage: Eukaryota; Metazoa; Chordata; Actinopteri; Cypriniformes; Danionidae.
UAUUUUAUUUCAGUAAUGUUUGAAAACUUUGACAGGUGGGUAGAAACAACAGCUCUUCGUCACCUCCACUGUGAGAAAUUUGAUCUGAGGGAGGAGAGAUUGAGAAAACACGCCUCUCCUCAUUUAUACAACUUUACCGGAGAGACGUCAGGAGUAGUCGGGCAGCGGCGCACCGGGGCUUCGCGAACUUCACAACAACAACUGAAUGUUAUUUCUCGUUUAAACUUCAUACAUCUCGCAGAAAUGACUCUUCCGUACGGCCAUAGCGUGACCACCCUGAGGACCGUGACCGUCGCGGAGCCGAGCAAGCAGACCGUCCUGACGUCUCCCGUCGGGUUAAGCGAAGGUUCGACGACUUACCGGACGGUGAAUCUCUCGGGAGCUCAGUAUCAGCCAGUCCAGUACAUGAACAGUCAGGUGGAGGGCAACUUUAUGUACGGGGGCGCUCGGUACCUGGUGCCCGUCCAGCAGCAGCCCGCCGAGUCCUACGUGUACGUGCGUCAGGCGCCGCGCGUCGUACAGCCGGUUUACUUACAGAACGUUCAGCCGGUGAGCCUCAGCAGCGUCGACGAGACCGACGUCAGACAGGUGAACAUAAAUGGACAAACAACAGUCUUCAGCCAGUUAUCCAGUCCAGUCAAGAGUCCUGAACCAUCCGAGUCGGAGUUGGUGGAAACUUCAAGCAUUCACGAGGAAGUCCUGGACCUAAAGCAACUGAAGAAUGGCAUCUCCACUGAGAUUAAGACCGAAAUACAGGAGCCUGUCGCCAAACUGGACAACCGUUUCUUUGGCGAACUCCUUGCCGAAGUUUACCGCAAGAACGUCGAUAUUCAAACCUGCAUUUCUGAGCAUGUGGCAAAGAUCCGAGGAAGGAAACACCUUCUAGACUCCACCAUUGACUACAAGAUGGAGAAAGAGGAAUUUGAGAGUCUCAUACCUAAAGGAGUGUCUGAACUGACUAAACAGCAGAUCCGCUACCUUCUGCAGACUCGUAUGACAGCUGAUAAGACAAUGCAUCUGGUGAUGACCACAUUCAGCAGUCUUCGAGAGGAGCUAGUGCACAUGCAGGAGGACCUGAGGCGUCUGGAGAGCGAGAAGGAGGACCUGGAGAGAGAUCUGAACUUUAAAGCAGAUCAGGCUCAGCAAUAUGACAGACUACUGGAGACCGUUCGUGAACAGAACAGACAGCUGCAGAUGUCUUUGAAGGAAAGUAACAAUGCUCAGCGGACUUUGGAAAGUCAACUGCUGACCUUCCAGAGCAAAGACCCGACUAAAGACUUCCGCAUCAAAGAGUUGGAGGGCAGCAAGAGGGCACUGGAGCAGGAGAACGAGCUGCUCAGGAAGAAGUUGGCAGGGCAGUGCAGUAGCUCCACCAUCCAGAUCAAAACACAAGAGCUGUCCAGAGAGUACGAGAAGAUGCUGAAUGAUCUACGAGAGGAGAAAGACAAAGAACUCAAGAGCCUGCGGUCUCAGCUUAUAAAGAUUCAGUCAGAGAGCACCAUAAUACAGACCACCGACACCAGCAGUCUGGAGCUGCGUAUCUCUGAGCUUCUGUCCAAACUGGAGCAGCGUGAAAGCGUCAUCAGACACCAGGAGGAGGAGAUCAGACGACUCAAACUGCAGAAGACCGACAGCUCCAGCAGCUCCACGAGGACCGUCGUUACCAAGAGAUACAUGAACCAAUACCCCAUUUUGGGUCUGCUGAGUGACGAUUAUCAGUACACUGCUCCUAUAAAAGAGGACAGGACUAUGGUCAUCGAGAGGACAGGAGAGGUCAAGACUCGCAUAAUCUAGAGAAUUUUGAGGAUAAUCUUGAGGCUUCCUUGUUUUCCCGUCCUGACUUCCUCUGCAUGCAGCCGUCGUCUGCUUCCAGUGCCUCCUAUUGGUGGUGGUGACUUUUAUCAUUUUUAGGCUUUGGAAUUGAAAAACACAUGAAAUUUGAAGCAGUACACUUUAUGACACAGCUGAUGCUAUAUUUUUUCAUAAGAUCUUUCUUUAUUGCGAUGUAACGUGACUACUGAUAGUUAUUUUUAUAUUUUUGUGCUGUCUCUUCAUAUGAUGCGCCACAACCUUUGGCAGACAUAAACACUACUGUAAGCAUGUGCAUAUUUGGAGAGAAAUUAUUUACUGGUAUCAUAUACAGUGCCUUAACUGGAAAAAAUUAAGCAUCGUUCGUAAUGUAAAAGGUGACUUUUGGAUUUCUUAUUCAUUUGGGUAUAUUAAUUAUGGAAGUAUGUUGUUGUUGUUAUGAUAAUGUCAAAGGUGAUACUUUAUACACUUAAAAAAGCUAUAGAUGAAUGUAAUAGGGGUUGACCACCCAUUAUGAUUUUUCAAUGGCAAAUGUUUGGGUUCAGUAAGAUUUUUUGAUGUUUUUGAAAUGUUUAUUUGAUAAAAAAAUAAUAUUUAAAAUAUUUUGGCAUUUGUUAUAUUAUUAACUUUCUAUCUCAAUCAAUUAUUUAUUUCUGUUAUGUAAAGUCAUUACUUCAUUUCUCAGCGUCAUAGAAGUUUCUAAUAUGAUGAUUUGGUUGUCAAGAAACAUAUAGUAGUGUGAAUCAAAUUAUUCACUAAAAUGAAUUACUUUUGAUCAGUGUAAUGCAUUGUCUCAGGUAUGAAAAAAAUCUUACUAAACUUAAACUUUUGAAAGGUAAUAAGGAAUCAUUAUGGAAAACCCUUUUCCCCCACAGAAUAAAAAAAACACAGCAUCUCUA